UCCUACCUAAGACAGGUGUGUGAGGGUGGGGAGAGAGGAGGAGAAGGAAGAGCGAGGAGGAAGAUGAAUGUGCUGCUGUGUCGCUGGGAGCAGAACAACGUCACCAUGAAGCUGAUCUAUACGGAUUGGGCCAACCACUACCUAGCCAAGUCAGGACACAAGCGACUUAUCAAGGACCUGCAGACGGACGUCACAGACGGAGUGCUGCUGGCGGAGAUCAUACAGGUUGUCGCCAAUGAGAAGAUUGAAGACAUCAAUGGCUGCCCUAAGAGUCGUUCUCAGAUGAUUGAGAACAUUGAUGCCUGCCUCCGUUUCCUGGCAGCCAAAGGAGUCAACAUACAGGGCCUGUCUGCAGAGGAGAUCCGGAAUGGGAAUCUGAAGGCCAUUCUGGGGCUCUUCUUCAGCCUGUCUCGCUACAAGCAGCAGCAGGCCCACCGCCAUUACUCCCAGCCCCACCUUAACCCCCAGCCCCAGAGCCCUCAACCUCCCCUGAUCCAGCAGACCGGCGCCCCUGCCCAGCUCAGCAGCCACCCUGUCCCCCCUACGCAUGAGACUCCGGCCCCCACAGCACAAGCAACCCAGAAAACAGCACAGGCCGAGAUGCAGUCCAGACUUCCAGGCCCGAGUGCGAGGGUGUCCACUGCUGGCAGUGACAUCACACCUCGCGGGUCGGUUGGCGCCGCCGGCAACAGGCGAAGUCAGGGCUUCACAGACAAGACCAAACCAGCCGCUCACAAAGAACCCUCGGAGGGCAUGACUUCACAGACUCCGGUAAUGACUGAGCAUGCUCCGUCGUCCCCAGCGGCCGUCUGCACUUCCGCCAACAGCGCCUCUACCUCGGCUCCCAUCCCUCCAGUCUCCUCUACCUCGGCUCCCAUCCCUCCAGCCUCCUCCUCCUCCUCGGCCAUCCCCCACCCCAACUCCAGCAGCAAACCCUGGAGGAGUAAGUCUGUGAGCUCCAAGCACACCACCUCCUCAGCCAUGCUCUCUGUCAAGCAGGAGAAGGAUGCCUCCUCUAAGGCCUCCUCGUCCACCGAGCCCCCCCCUAAAGUCAUCCAACAGAAGUCUAUGCUGGAGAAGCUCAAGCUGUUUAACAGCAAAAGUGGAUCUAAGUCCUCGUCCUCCAGCACUCAGGGGGCUCAGGCGGACUGCGGUGCCCCCGCCCGGCAGCUCGGGGCUGGUGGAGUGGAGAGGGCAGAAGCAGGGUCCAACACAGACUCCCUGGAGGAGGAGGAGGGGAACGCCCGUCCUGGCGUCAACGGGACCGGUAACGGGACGAGCCACGGUGUGGCCGCAACCCAUGUCCCUACCGUCGCCACAACAACCAGCAGCCCCAAGAUCGCACUGAGGGGAAUCGCUCAGCGCACGUUCAGUAGAGCUCUGACCACUAAAAAGAGCUCAGUGAAAGGACUGGAGAAGGAGAAAGAGAAGGAGAGGGGGAAGGAGAAGGAAAGAGGGAAAGAGGCGGGGAAACACAUCUCCACCACAGAGAGGAUGGAACUCAGGGGGGAGGAGCCUAAGGAGGAAGCGACUACAAUUGUCGCAAUGGAAACGGAACCCUCUUCCAAUAAGAGGACUUCUAAAAUCGCCAGUUUCAUACCCAAAGGGAGCAAAGUGGCCAAGAAGGAGAGUUCUGUCCCUGCACACAGCGGCAUACCAAAGCCAGGGGGUAAAACCUCAGGGGUAGGGGGGAAGGCCCCCUCGGCAGGGGGGAAGGAGGGUGGGGAGCGUCCCCGGAGCAUGCGGUUGGGGGGGGGUCUGGUCCUGCACCGCGGACACCUGGACAAGGACAGGGACAGCAGACACUCUAGCUCCACCUCUAGUCUGGCUUCCACAGAGGGCAAGGCCUCACAACAGGGCAACAGCGCCACCCCGGUGGAAGGUGGAAGUGGUGGCGCCACACAGAGCACAGCCUGCAACACGGUCAGCGUCCAGCUACCUCAGCCCCAGCAGCACCACAGCCACCCCAAUACAGCCACCGUAGCACCCUUCAUGUACAGGUCACAAACGGACGUGGAUGGUAUCAUGGCGACAGAGGCAGGGUCAGGAGGAAUGGGCGGAGAAAACGUCCCCUUUAAAACCAGCCAGCCAUCCAUUGAGGACCUUUCAGCAGAAGAUCCAGAGACACGGCGGCUGCGGACUGUUAAAAACAUUGCAGAUUUGCGCCAGAACCUGGAAGAGACUAUGUCCAGUCUACGGGGGACUCAGAUCUCACACAGCACCUUGGAGACAACCUUUGACAGCAACGUCACCACGGAGAUCAGUGGUGGCGGCGGGAGUGGGCGGAGCAUCCUCAGCCUCACUUCCUCUCGGCCCUCCCUGUCGUCAUGGCGACUGGGCCAGUCCAGCCCUCGUCUGCAGGCGGGGGACGCCCCCUCCACGGGGAACGGUUACGGGGGUCGUGCCUUGGGAGGAGGGGGGCAGGGGGGGCGCUACUUGUACCCUGGCCCCCUGCGGAGACAGCUGGUGGGGCGGGGAGGUGCCCUCGGUAUGGAUCUGGGGGAGAGAGGGGAGGAUAUUGACCUGGAGGGCAUCGCCAUGGAGGUGACGGGCUACAUGAGUGACGGAGAUGUGCUGAGCAAGAACGCGGCGCGCCCUGAUGACGUCACGAGCGGCUACAUGACGGACGGCGGCCUGAGCCUGUACACGCGGCGACUCAACCGUCUACCUGACGGCAUGGCGGUGGUACGAGAGACCCUCCAACGCAACACCUCCACGGGCCAGGGAGACGCUGACAGCUGGGAUGACAGCAGCUCAGUGAGCAGUGGCGUCAGUGACACCGUCGACACGGAUGACAUCAACACCAGCUCCUCCAUCAGCUCCUACGCCAACACACCGGCCGCACAGCGCAAGGCCCUCAACGGACAGCCUGUAACGGAUGCUGAGAAGCACUCGGCCUCCACCACCCUGAACCCCGCCUGGUCAGGUGACGAGGUCAAGAGGUCAGACGGGUUGUCGGACAGUGAGGUCAGCAGGAUGGACCAGGGCUCCAAGUGGGCCCGCCGGAACCCCUCGGACGUGUCCGACGAGUCGGAUAAGGUGGGCUCGGGGCGGAGGACUCCCUCAAUGACACACACAGGGUCCUGGAAGGGGGGCAUGAGUGCUCAGGUGGGGGUGACCAGCCCCAGGACUAAAGCUACUGGAACAUCAGGGUCCGCUGUGAUGAAGACCCACAGUGCAGGCAAAACAGACGACGUCAAGGUGUCCGAGAAGGGCCGCCUCUCCCCUCGCUCCAACGGCCUCCGCCGCUCGCCCUCCGACGCCGGGCGCAGCAGUGACGACGAGGCCAAGAGAAACACACCCUCUUCCACCUCCGCUGCUGCCUCCGCCCGCACGUCCCACACACACGCCCUCACACACGCCCUGUCCGAACCCCACUCCCAGUCUCACACACUGACCUCCCGCACCCCCACCAGCACAUUUGGCUUCAAGAAGCAGAGUUCCGGGAUGGUUACUAUGGUUACCACCAGUGGCGCCACCAUCACGAGCGGGUCAGCUACUCUUGGGAAGAUGCCCAAGUCCGGGACAAGAUCCUUAGCCGUUGGGAUAAAGGUCGGAGGUCAAGAUGUGGGGUCCGGUCUAGGUCACCAUGACGACGGGUACCUCCAGGUGAGCACCCGCUCCACACUGCAGUACCGGAGCCUCCCAAGACCCAGCCGGUCCGGUGCCGCCGCGCGUAACGGAAACCGGUCGUCGACCAGCAGCAUCGAAGCAGCUGUGCUUUCCGUUACCACUCACAGUAAAAGCAGAGACAUGGGAAACACUGGGAAAAUGAAUGGAAGUGGGACUGGGGUCUCGCCAGCCAAUCAGACGGAUCGAGAGAAGGGCGUGUCAGAGGGCGUGGACAACCUGAGGGGAGGGGCUUCCACCGUACCUCUCACAGGGAGACAGCAGGUUGCCUCACCCACACUGCGCAGGUUGUUUGGUGGUAAGUCCAGUAAGCAGGUUCCGGUCACCACAGCAGAGAACAUGAAGAACUCAACGGUGAUCUCCAACCCUCACGCUACCCAUGCCGCUCUGGACUCCCCUGGGGGUGUAGGGGGGGAGAGUGAGGGCAGCAGCCCCCUGUACGGAGGACGAAACCUGAGCACGGGCCAUAACACGCUGGGUAGCGAACAGAGUGCGUCCAGCCCCGGCUCUGUCUACUCCUCCACAGGGCCCUCCAACAGCCUGACCUGGGGCACCACCAUGAGCACUGGCUCCUCUGCCCAGAGCAGGGAGGGUACCCUGGGUGGGCACAGCGGGCACGGUGGCGGGGCGGGAAGCCUGGGCUACCCCUCGGUCAGCAGCAUGCACACCAGCAGCGAGUCCAUCGACAUGAGCGUGAGCAGCGCUGGGCAUGGAGGAAGGGACAGCAGGGAGGACACCCUCUCAGCUCUGGGCAGGACCAGCAGCAUCAAGACGGGCAUGUCUGAGAGGUAUGCCCCAUCGCCCCAGCUGCGAGGUCAUGAGGAGGCUGCGCGCGAUUGGCUGCGCUCCCAUUCGCAGGGCGGGCUGCAAGACUCGACCAGUAACUCCCCCUUCUCACCUGGAUCCAGCCUCACCUCACCCUCCGGGACACGCUUCAACUUCGCACAGCUCUCGGGUAGCCCCACCACAGCUGCUCAGAUAAACCUGGCCAGCCUCCGGAACAACACUCUGACCAACCAGGACAUCACCUUUGACCCCUGUGGCGACACCCGCCUGAGGAACUCCUGCGUGUCAUUGGACGAGAAGACGCGCACCAUGAGCCGCUCUGGUUCCUUCAGAGAUGGCUUUGAGGAGGUUCACGGCUCCUCCCUGUCUCUGGUCUCCAGUACCUCCUCUAUCUACUCUACGACUGAAGAGAAAUCCCAGUCAGAGAUCCGUAAGCUGCGUCGAGAGCUGGAUGCCUCCCAGGAAAAAGUCUCGGCCCUGACAACACAGCUGAGUGCUAAUGCUCACCUGGUGGCAGCGUUUGAACAGAGCCUGGGUAACAUGACCAUCAGACUGAAGAGUCUGAGUAUGACCGCUGAGCACAAGGACUGUGAGCUGAACGAGCUGAGGAAGAACAUUGAGCUGCUGAAGAAGCAGAACAACGUGGCCCAGGCUGCCAUAAACGGAGUCAUCAACACACCUGAACUCACCUGCAAACAGAACAGGACAGGUUGUGGUAGUAAUGGCAGCCCCCUGCAGCAUCAGCAGCAGCAGCAGCCAGACCUACGGAUGAGGAGACAGCACUCGUCAGACAGCGUCAGCAGCAUUGCCAGUGCAACCAGCCACUCCAGUGUGGGAUCCAACAUGGACGCCGACGCUAAGAACAAGAAGAAGAACAAGAAGAACUGGUUGCGCAGCUCCUUCAAGCAGGCGUUCAGCAAGAAGAAGUCCCCUAAGUCUGCCUCGUCCCACUCUGACAUAGAGGAGAUGACGGACUCCUCACUCCCCUCCUCCCCUAAACUCCCCCACAAUGGGUCCACAACCUCCAGCCACAUGCUCAGGAACUCGCACUCCAACUCACUGCUGUCGGACUGUCUGGACGGUGAGGCAGAGACCGUGAUGCAGCUCCGCAGCGAGCUCAGGGAGAAGGAGAUGAAGCUGACGGACAUCCGCCUUGAGGCUCUCAGCUCGGCCCAUCAACUGGACCAGCUCAGAGAGGCCAUGAACCACAUGCAGGGGGAGAUAGAGAAACUGAAGGCAGAGAAUGACCGUCUGAAGCUGGAGAGUACGGGGAGCAGCAGAGCCCCCUCCCAGGCCUCCAUCUCCUCUUCGCCCCCUCACCAUACACACACCCUUGCACCAGGGCCUGGCCUGUCCCAGCACAGCAUCAACCUCACCGAGUCCACCAGCCUGGACAUGUUGUUGGAUGAUACAGUGGGAGAUGGAGUGAUGAGGAAAGAGGGACGACACGUGAAGAUAGUGGUCAGUCUGGACGAGGACCUCUCCCAGGAGGCCAGGGCUCGCCACUUCCUGAUUGGCUGUAUCGGUGUGAGUGGUAAAACCAAGUGGGACGUCUUGGACGGGGUAGUCCGUCGCCUCUUCAAGGAGUACAUCACCCAUGUGGACCCACUGAGCCAGCUGGGGCUGACCUGUGACAGUGUGGAGGGAUACAACAUUGGGGAUGUGCAUCGCCAUAGCAACACCGGCGUCUCUCACCCCCCCGAGCUGCUGCCCUGCGGCUACCUGGUUGGAGACAGCGACACCAUCAACAUCAGGCUCAAAGGUGUGAGCAGUGAGAGUGUGGACUGCCUGGUGUUUGACACCCUGAUCCCCAAGCCCAUGCUGCAGCGCUACGUGUCUCUGCUGAGGGAGCACCGCCGUGUCAUUCUCUCUGGCCCCAGCGGCACCGGUAAAACACACCUGGCCAACCGUCUGGCAAGACACCUGCUCCUGCAGGAGGGCCGACCCCUGACCCCUCACUCCGUCGUCACCUUCAACGUGGACCACAAGUCUAGCAAGGAAUUGCGUCAGUACCUGUCAGGCCUGGCUGAGCAGUGCAGCGGUGACAGACUAGAGGCAGAGAGCCCUCUAGUGGUCAUACUGGAUAAUCUGCACCACGUCUCGUCUCUGGGAGAGCUCUUCAACGGGGUGUUCAACUGCAAAUACCAAUGUUGUCCCUACAUCAUCGGUACUAUGAGCCAGGCCACAUCCUCCGCACCCAACCUACAACUCCACCACAACUUCAGAUGGGUGCUGUGUGCCAAUCACUUGGAGCCGGUGAAGGGCUUCCUGGGUCGCUACCUGAGGAGGAAGCUGAUUGAGACGGAGAUCGGCAGCCGCAAGCGCGUCCUGGAGCUGGUCAAGAUCAUCGACUGGAUCCCUCGCGUCUGGCACCACCUCAACCGCUUCCUAGAGGCACACAGCUCGUCUGACGUCACCAUCGGGCCACGCCUCUUCCUGUCGUGUCCCAUGGACGUGGCUGGCUCCAGGGUGUGGUUCACUGACCUCUGGAACUACUCCAUCAUCCCCUACAUGCUGGAGGCAGUCAGAGAGGGACUGCAGCUGUACGGCCGUAGGUCAGCGUGGGAGGACCCAGCACGCUGGGUGAUUGACAGCUACCCCUGGUUAGCCACGCCCACACCUGCUGAUUGGCCCCCGCUGCUGCAGCUCCGCCCAGAAGAUGUGGGCUUCGACGGUUACUCCGCCCCCAGGGAGGGCAUCAGGAAGGAGCCGUCGCAGAGUGACAGUGACGCAGACCCGCUGAUGAGUAUGCUAAUGAGGCUGAAGGAGGCAGCCUCUUCCUCCAGCCCUCAGAGAUACGACAGCGACUCUAAUACCAACAGUCACCAACAUGACAUCCUGGACUCAACACUAGAGUCAACAUUGUGAGCCGACGACUCCUCCUUCCCAAGAAGACAAAAAAAAAUGCAUUCAGUUAACGUUUUUAUGUUCAGCCAAUGCAACAUUUCUUUUGAAUGCGUUUUUCCAAGCUCACGCCACAAAAAUCAAGCCACUCUAAUUGUCAUAUCAGGAACACUACGGGUGCAGGCAACCCAGAACGAGAGGAGAACUGAACAACAACAAAAAAGGAGCGAAACAGAAAGCUGCUGUUGCUCUGUUCUAUUUUUGCACCGUCGUGGCCAACCGCUCUCCAGCUACUCCUCAUGUACCGUUUAGUCAAACAACUGACAGAAACCAGCGUUUUUACACUGUGUAUGGAGAAACAUCUCCAUCUUAGUUAUUUUCCUUAUCAGCAUCAGUACCGUGGUCUCCUUAUUUCAGAAAAGAAAGAGACUGCGUCGUGGAGCCAAAACCACCACAUCAACAAGCCAGGCUCCUCGCGGCUCUUCCCCAGCUGCAGUGCUCCAAACUGGGCUACAAAUUGAGCUACAGGCCCUCUCCUCUGGAGCAUGGUGCUGGAGGUGUCAUCUUCGUCAUCUCCACAGAGACCAAAUUCACUGGUUCCCGAUGCCCCCCAGUGACACACACACACACACAUAUCACCAUUCACCUGCCCCUACAUGUGACUCCUUUUGUCCCAAACGGGUCGCCGUAGCAUAAGCUUCUUCUCCAGAAGAAAAGUCUCUACUUUGGUGCUGGACUGAACUUUAAAAAGAUGCCUUACUUUUUUUGUAACAGACUAUGUGCAUAGGCUACUUUUUUUUAAUUUAGUCUUUUUGGCUGUGAACUUACAGGGCUUUAAAAGUCGACACUCUCUUUGCGUUGUGCCUCGGCAGGUGGGCUUGUAGAACUAUCCUCAUAUCAAACACCAAUGUCAUGUUGUUAAGAGGUUAUUAGGGCUUGAAUAGGGAAAGGGACUUGGGCUUUAAUGACAUGUCAUUCAUUGUAUUACUCCCAAUGCUGAGAAGUUUGUAAAAGUUUGGAUAUAACUUAUUAAGGAUGACCCCGUGAGAUAGAAAAGUACAUUUGGUUGGUGCUCAAAGUAAAGAAUAAUUUUGUAAUGGAUAUGGGGGGGGCGAUUAUUAAGGAAUUGUUUUGGUCUCUGUACCUCAUACACCCCUUUGCGCCUUUGCCGUGCUUGUCGUCUGUUUUGAUUAUGUGAUGUGUAAUGAUUGUCGUCGUCAUGACAAAAUGUCGAGUGAACAUGUAACAACGUGUAUAAUCCUGCUUUGUUUUCAAGUCAUUUUUUACUUGAGCUCAUGUUUUAAAGUCAUUUUUUACUUGAGCUCAUGUUUUAAAGUCAUUUUUUACUUGAGCUCAUGUUUUAAAGGUACAAAUGAGAGAGUACAAAAUGGGAGAAGUGAAAGAUUUAGAAUGGUUAUGGCUUCAGGUCGAAACAUAAUAGAUUUGUUUUCUUGGCUUCAGAAAUGUGUAUAUUGUCCCGUUUCCUUUAAACCUUCAU
Molecule: messenger RNA, 8758 nt
Organism: Oncorhynchus masou masou (cherry salmon)
Lineage: Eukaryota; Metazoa; Chordata; Actinopteri; Salmoniformes; Salmonidae
Gene: nav2a
Product: neuron navigator 2a
Biological process (GO): neurogenesis; nervous system development
Molecular function (GO): ATP hydrolysis activity; ATP binding; protein binding
Source: RefSeq, a predicted model, not a curated record